Saccoglossus kowalevskii is the source of this 1626-nucleotide messenger RNA. RefSeq lists its product as uncharacterized. Gene Ontology annotation, molecular function: DNA-binding transcription factor activity; RNA polymerase II cis-regulatory region sequence-specific DNA binding. NCBI's taxonomy places the organism in Eukaryota, Metazoa, Hemichordata, Enteropneusta, Harrimaniidae. Gene Ontology annotation, biological process: regulation of transcription by RNA polymerase II. The record is from RefSeq and is a predicted model, not a curated record.
AUGGAAAAUAUGCUAACCACUGUAUCACGCCCACAAGAUACAGGUGAUCGACCUUUUCAUUGCCCGCUAUGUGAAAUGAGAUUCAGCUUGCCAGGUUAUCUAAAACAACAUAUGCAAAUACAUAAAGGCGUAAAAGCUUUUCAUUGCCAGCAAUGUGGAAAGAGUUUUGCCAGACCAAGUCAUCUAAAAAAUCACAUACAAAGACAUAAAGGAGAAAAACUUUUUAAUUGCCAGCUAUGCGAGAAGAGAUUUAGCUGGUUAAGUGGUUUAAAAAUGCACAUGCGAACACAUACCGGUGAUACACCAUUUCAUUGCCAAUUAUGUGACAAGAGGUUUUGUUUGCCAAGUCAGCUAAAACAGCACAUGCGAACACAUACAGGUGAAAAACCUUUUCAUUGCCAGCUAUGUGAGAGGAGAUUCAGGCAGUCAGGUCAACUAGGCCAGCACAUGCAAUUGCACACAGGUGAUAAACCUUUUCAAUGCCAACAGUGCAAGAAGAGUUUUAGCAGGUCGGAUCAGCUAAAACAACACAUGCGAACACAUACAGGUGAAAAACCCUUUCAUUGCCAGCUAUGUGAGAGGAGAUUCAGAGAGUCAGGUCAACUAGGCCAGCACAUGCGAUUGCACACAGGUGAUACACCUUUUCAAUGCCAACAGUGUGAAAAGAGUUUUAGCUGGCCAAGUCUGCUGAAGGAACACAUGACAUCACAUACUAGAGAUAAACCAUUUCAUUGCCAAGAAUGUCAGAAGUGUUUUAUUAGAUUGCAUACAUUAAAACAACAUAUGCGAGUACAUACUGGUGAUAAACCUCAUCAUUGUCAGCUGUGCAAGAUGAGUUUUAGCUGGUCAAGUCAACUAAAAGAGCACAUGGUAACACAUACUGGUAAGAAUCCAUUUCAGUGCUUACAAUGUCAGAAGAGCUUUAAUCGAUCGCAUACAUUAAAACAACAUAUGCGAGUACAUACUGGUGAUAAACCUCAUCAUUGUCAGCUGUGCAAGAUGAGUUUUAGCUGGUCAAGUCAAUUAAAAGAGCACAUGGUAACACAUACUGGUAAGAAUCCAUUUCAGUGCUUACAAUGUCAGAAAAGCUUUAUUCGAUCGCAUACAUUAAAACAACAUAUGCGAGUACAUACUGGUGUGAAACCUCAUCAUUGUCAGCUGUGUAAGAUGAGUUUUAGCUGGUCAAGUCAACUAAAAAAGCACAUGGUAACACAUACUGGUAAGAAGCCAUUCCAAUGCUUACAAUGUCAGAAGAGCUUUAUUCGAUCAUGUACAUUCAAACGACAUGUACAAACGCAUCAUAAUACUGAGGACGAGCCUCUACAUGUUCAACAAUAUGAAAAUAACUUUAGCUUGAAACAUCAGAUAGGAACACUUGAAGAUGAGGAAUGCGAGAAGAACUUUAAAAACGCAGGUCAUGAAUGUUUUCUCUUCAACGAAUAUGAAAGAUUUCUCACAUCAACUGAUAACAUCAUUCAGAGAAAUACUAAUAUAGCGAGAAACCGAAAUAACGCAUUUUAUACUUUGCAUGCUGGAUUGCCUAUUUCAUUAGAAUUUUUGAAAGUAAGAAAAGAGACUGAAAAUAUUGACAGUGUGGAAAUGUUCAAAGUUAAUUUUUUGUUGUAG